UGUGGAUAACAGAAGGUAUGAGUUAGGGUUCUGAAAAUUCAUGUCAUAGAGAAACCAAUGCAUCCAAAAACAGUAACUAUGUUUUUUUGUAGUGGUGGGGUUAUUGGUCUGUUUGGGUCUUAUUUUGUUUAGAAGUCUUACUUCUUUUAUUUGAGGCAGGCUUGAAGGCAGUUGGACUUGUUGGACGUGCAUGAGAUGUUGAAGGCACUUGUGAUGAAACACUUGCAGAUUUCUAAAAAAAAAUAUUAUUUUAGUUUCCAUCUACGCAGCAGGAUUGGCUGGAAGUAGCAAAUGGAUUUGAACAAAAAUGGCAAUUUAUAAACUGUGGAGGAGCUCUGGAUGGCAAGCAUAUUCGUAUUGUACCUCCUCCUCAUUCAGGAGCACAAUACUAUAACUAUAAAAAUUUUUAUAGUAUCAUUUUAAUGGCUCUCGUCAAUGCUGACUACGAAUUUAUUUUUGUCGAUGUAGGCAAAAAUGGAAGAUUAUCUGAUGGAGGAGUAAUUGAAAGCACCAAAUUUUAUCAUAAGUUAAUUCAUGACUAUCACGAGCGAGAAAUGUUUCGGAAAAUGCAUUUGCCUGAUAGCGGCAAGGUUUAG
Acanthoscelides obtectus is the source of this 596-nucleotide messenger RNA. Lineage: Eukaryota; Metazoa; Arthropoda; Insecta; Coleoptera; Chrysomelidae. The record is from the annotation of a GenBank genome assembly.